AUGCAAAGCAAUCUUCUUAUUAACGAGCCAGCGGUGUUGGCCAUUUUUUCAUUUCCAAACACAACCAAAUCGGUAGAGCACGUGGGAGUUUGCCUCUCUCGUCGACACAGCCGAGUGCGCUGGUCGUUUCGGAGACGACCCGAGGCCUUUACGGUACCUCACUUUCCAGCCCAUACUGCGAUCCCGAUCUGGCCAGCAGCCACGGCUACCGCUGGCCGAAGCCUGGAUGACUGUAAUGCUUGGUUCCAACAAAGAGAAAAGUGCACAUUGGUUGUAGAACCUUAG
This is a messenger RNA of Protopolystoma xenopodis, 285 nucleotides long. Lineage: Eukaryota; Metazoa; Platyhelminthes; Monogenea; Polystomatidea; Polystomatidae. The record is from the annotation of a GenBank genome assembly.